UGUAUAUCUACUCCCGACAGUUGGGGAAGGAAAAGAAAGCAAAGAAUGAAGACUUGAAAACAGAGCAAAGAAAAUAUCAGUUAUGGUUAUGGUUAAAGUUGGCGCCUUUGGAUGAAACUAUAUGAAUGGACGCCAUUUCUGCACCUUCUCUUCUUCCUCCCACCAUCUUCUUUCGCUUUUCUUCUAUGCCCACCAAUCCUUCUCCUUCCCCGCCUCCGCCACUUCUAUAUAAAACUUCUUUAUCUAUCUGUAACCCAAACCCUUCUCGCCGCCCAUUCAAUUCCUCUUCUCCGACCCAAUUCCUCACCUGUCCACAACCCCUCGUCUCUAUUUCAGAACCCCUUUUCGCGUCAUGCCCUGUAAAUACCUCUCUUUCUCCAAUUGCUUCCGGCUUCGACUUGCUUCGCUUAUCCACUCGCUACAGAGACCCUGACCUCGCCAGAACUGUUCAUGCUCGCUUUCUCAAGCUCGAGGAAGAUAUUUAUCUGGGUAAUGCUCUAAUUGCGGCUUAUCUCACAUUGGGACUUGUUCGAGAUGCUGAUAAAGUCUUUUCUGGCCUUUCAUGUCCUAAUGUUGUGUCUUAUACGACGUUGAUUUCUGGGUUUUCCAAGUCGAAUCGUGAAGAUGAAGCUGUUGAGCUUUUCUUUGCGAUGUUGGACUCAGGUAUUGUGCCGAAUGAAUAUACUUUUGUUGCAAUUUUGACUGCUUGCAUCCGAAAUAUGGAUUAUCAGUUAGGUUCACAAGUUCAUGGUAUUGUCGUCAAAUUGGGGUUCCUGAAUUGUGUUUUCAUUUGCAAUGCACUUAUGGGAUUUUAUAGUAAGUGUGGGUUCUUGGAACUUGUACUUAGAUUGUUCGACGAAAUGCCUGAGAGAGACAUCACUUCGUGGAAUACUGUAAUUUCGAGUUUGGUGAAGGAGUUCAAGUACGAUGAAGCAUUUGAUUACUUUCGUGGUAUGCAGCUAUGUAAGGGGCUUAGAGUGGAUCAUUUCUCUCUUUCUACUCUAUUGACUGCCUGUGCGGGCAGUGUUAAGUCAAUGAAAGGCCAACAACUUCACGCUCUUGCUUUGAAGGUCGGGCUAGAGUCUCAAUUGAGCGUGAGCAAUUCCCUUAUUGGUUUCUAUACUAAAUGUGGGAGUGUAGACGAUGUAAUGGAUCUUUUUGAGGCAAUGCCAAUAAGAGAUGUUAUUACUUGGACAGGAAUGAUUACAUCAUACAUGGAAUUUGGGAAGUUAGAUUUGGCAGUGGAAGUCUUUAAUAAGAUGCCGGAGAGGAAUUCCAUCUCUUAUAAUGCAGUUUUGGCAGGACUUUCUAGGAAUGAUGACGGGUCAAAAGCUCUGGAACUGUUCAUUGAAAUGUUGGAGGAGGGCGUGGAAAUAUCGGAUUGCACAUUGACUAGCAUCAUCAAUGCUUGUGGGUUGCUCAAGAAUUUUAAAGUUAGCCAGCAGAUUCAAGGCUUCAUCAUAAAGUUUGGUAUUUUGUCAAAUUCUUGUAUUGAAACAACAUUGGUUGACAUGUAUACAAGGUGUGGAAGGAUGGAGGAUGCUGAAAAGAUGUUUCGUCAGGUUUCAUUAGAGAAUGACAACACUGCAAUGCUAACAUCAAUGAUUUGUGGGUAUGCUCGAAAUCGGCAACUUAAUGAAGCAAUCUCUCUCUUUCAUUCUGGUCAAUCCGAAGGAACCAUUGUUAUAGAUGAAGUUGUGUCGACAUCAAUACUCUCUCUUUGUGGGAGUAUAGGCUUUCAUGGGAUGGGGAAGCAAAUGCAUUGCCAUGCACUUAAAUCAGGUCUCAUAACUGAUACAGGGGUAGGGAAUGCAACGAUUAGCAUGUACUCGAAGUGUUGUAAUAUGGAUGAUGCCGUCCGUGUAUUCAAUACAAUGAACAUGCAAGACAUAGUUUCCUGGAAUGGUUUAGUUGCUGGGCAUAUACUUCAUAGGCAGGGUGAUAAAGCCUUGGAAAUCUGGAAGAAGAUGGAGAAAGCAGGAAUAAAACCUGACAAUAUUACGUUUGUUUUUAUUAUUUCAGCCUACAAACACACUGGAUUGAAUUUAGUUGAUAGUUGUCGUAGUUUAUUUGUCUCUAUGGAAACUAAAUACAAUAUCAAACCCACUUCAGAGCAUUACGCAUCCUUUAUCAGUGUUUUGGGUCGCUGGGGUCUUCUUGAAGAAGCUGAAGAAACCAUCAGGAAGAUGCCUUUUGAACCAGAUGUUUAUGUCUGGCGUGCUUUGCUUGAUAGUUGUAGAAUCAACAAAAAUGAAAGGCUGGAAAAACUUGCUGCGAAAUGCAUACUGGCAAUAGAGCCAAAAGAUCCAUUUACUUACGUACUUAAAUCGAAUCUAUACUCUGCUUCAGGGAGAUGGCAUUAUUCUGAAAAGGUGAGAGAGGAUAUGCGAGGGAAAGGGUUCCGGAAACACCCAAGUCAGAGUUGGAUCAUUCAUGAGAACAAAAUUCAUUCAUUUUAUGCCAGAGACAAGUCUCAUCCUCAGGUAAAAGACAUUUACAGUGGACUAGAGAUACUAAUCUUAGAAUGUUUAAAAGCUGGUUAUGUUCCAGACACAAGUUUUGUUCUUCAAGAAGUAGAGGAACGCCAAAAGAAGGAAUUCUUGUUCUAUCACAGUGGAAAAUUAGCUGCAACUUUCGGGACUCUAAUGACCAAACCGGGAAAGCCUGUUCAAAUUGUGAAGAAUGUCCGUUUGUGUGGGGAUUGCCAUGCCUUUUUGAAAUAUGUUUCUAUUAUCACCAGAAGGAAAAUAUUUCUCAGGGAUACUUCAGGGUUUCACUGCUUUAUAGAUGGCCAAUGCUCGUGUACAGAUUACUGGUAACUAUUUUACACUUCUAAUUAAAUCAUUCAUAAUCUCGUAUCUUUAUGCUUA
Benincasa hispida (wax gourd) is the source of this 2870-nucleotide messenger RNA. RefSeq names its product Pentatricopeptide repeat (PPR) superfamily protein (gene EMB175). Gene Ontology annotation, molecular function: protein binding; zinc ion binding; RNA binding. NCBI's taxonomy places the organism in Eukaryota, Viridiplantae, Streptophyta, Magnoliopsida, Cucurbitales, Cucurbitaceae. The record is from RefSeq and is a predicted model, not a curated record. Gene Ontology annotation, biological process: RNA modification.